Messenger RNA from Podospora pseudocomata, 3775 nucleotides. RefSeq lists its product as uncharacterized. The record is from RefSeq and is a predicted model, not a curated record. The transcript has 5 exons. Gene Ontology annotation, biological process: transmembrane transport. Lineage: Eukaryota; Fungi; Ascomycota; Sordariomycetes; Sordariales; Podosporaceae. Bases 1885 to 3564 code for a protein of 559 amino acids. Gene Ontology annotation, cellular component: plasma membrane. Gene Ontology annotation, molecular function: transmembrane transporter activity.
CCAGGCCACGCGUUCCCCUGCUAAGCGGCCCCAUACUCCGCGUGCCAAGACAGUUCGUCAGCGAGGAGAUCAACCAGUUUCCACUGUUUCGCAGCAAACGGCCAGCAUGGAAUCCUGGUGCAACUCUCCAGUGCAUCUGAUCAUCUCGAAUAAAGAUCUGGCAAAGCAGUCAUAGCUGACCACCGAGUCACCUCUCUCGAAGGCCUCUCUUUAUGAAAACCAUGUUGGGACUCCUCCGCCCGAAUAGUACCCGCUCCCCGAUGUCCUCGGUUCCGAACAUCUACAAACACCCAAGCGACUAACGGCAGACCUGGCACUGGCCUUUUUACCAUAAAUUGGCCCUGCCAUCCCCAAGCAAUCAAACCUGCAGUAUAUAUUGCUCUUGCGGUUGGGACACCGGGCGCCGCAUUCACACCCAAAUGGAUUCCUCUGACGAUUGGGAUGGUUUUGGCAUCAAAGCCAUACCGCGAUUUUACUAACUCGGGACUCGAAUCAUUAUCUGGAACCGCUAUGGGACUUGAAAUUGUUUCGUGGAGUUGGCACUCAUCAGUGUUUAAAAGACAAGUACCUCGACACGCACCCUAGCUUUACAUCACACUCAGGCGGCUCUUUUGAAUAGAGUAACAUCAUGAUAAGCUUAUGAUGCCAAUGUUGGGGAACUCCGACAGGCCCACUAGGCAAUAUAUUUCAAAGUCUUGUCCUGACCGUUGCCCAGAUCUCAAAAGAAAGAAAACAAGAGUUUCUCAGCAGAUCACAGUGCCGUGGUGAGCCAACCAACACCAAUCCUUGUCAAUCGCCAUUCAACAUCCACUCAAGGAGAACACAAUGGUGGGUAGGCAAUAUUCUCGGUCUUGUCUGUCUUAAUACCCAUCGCUACUCAACCGGGCAAGCCGAUCCCAGUCGCCUUGCAGAUGGUCGAGCGGCCCGUAAGCUCUAUACCAUGCCCGGGAGCCGGAACGGAAGCUACAAAAGUACAAGCCAUGAAUAUAAGCCGCUAUAGCAUCACAUCCCUUGACCACGAGUGGCAGAAAGCAGAAUCGGACCCGAGUAUGUGCGCACAGAUGCCGGAUGGUUUCAUUCAUGCUGACUGUGAUUGCAGAAAAGCCAUGUCUUCUCCUCAAUCCCAUAUUGUCUUGCUCUCAACCAUAAUACUCAUCGGCCCUUACGGAGCUACGGAAUGCUUCAUAAGAGUCUUUCUCUUCAGGAGAUAAGGCUGCCCAGCAAAUGCUAUUCGGAGCUCCGGGCCUCGGCGGGUGCUGGGUCUGUUGUUCUGGCGGUUGGAACAUAAAAACACAGACCGGGAGUGUCAGCCAAGGUGUAAUGGAGCAUGUAGUGCAACCGAUGGCACAAGGUACAGUACCAUGAACCCCAACACCGGCAACGGUGUGCUAGGUUGGUAAAGCGCUGCGAUAAGUGUCAGUAGACCACCACCCCUGUGCCAAGGAAUGAGCCAAGCCAUAAACAAGAUGCAGGGAUUGCAACUGUCCUUUUGUAUAUUACAACACACUCUCAUUGUAUCGGUCUUGUGUAUGUAGCAGUCGCCCAAGAGCCCGCGAGGUAGAGCCGUCUCGCCCUUUUUUUCCGCGCGGAUGGCAAAGAGUAUAUGACAUCAAGGACCUCGCAGAACUAGCUGCUCCUGACCGCGUCGACUCUUAGGUUGGUGUGUCAGGCCCUCUCCCUUUCAACACCACUUUGCCGAAGGAUCCAGACUAGAGUGAGGCUUGAUCCUACUGGGGAACACAAACAUACUUGUACAGGACGCCACAACAACCCCUUUUCCAGGCCGGUUACUAGGUCUGACCCUUGGAAACCGUAUGUAUAUCUACACCAGCCUUCCCAUAACAUCAUGUCUACACGUUUACUAACCUUCAUCAAGAAAACAUUAUGGCUGGAGAUCGUAUCGCUGCCUCUUUGGCGGCCAACCCCCAUAGUGAUCGUGGUGACAAGAAGAGAGUUGUCACCCUCGGCAACGUUCGUCUUCGUGAUCAGGACACGAACGAGAUCAUCCUGAUCCCGACACCUUCUUCUGACCCCAAUGAUCCCCUCAACUGGCCACAAUGGUACAAGUACUAUAUGGCGACCGUCAUCUGCUUGGCCAUGAUGAUUUGCAACUUUCUGGCGGCAGGGCCCUCGAUUGCCAUGGUCAACAUCACCAUGGAGUUCUUCGUUGGUGCCCAUCCAGGAAGAAACCCCAAGCUCUUCCACGAAGCUGUAGCCAAGGUUGCGUACUUUUUCACCACCUGUGCUCUCAUGCAGGGUAUUGGAAACUUUUUCUGGGUCCCUGUUGCCAAUAAAUGGGGACGCCGGCCGACUUAUGUCUUUAGCUAUUUGAUCUACUUUGCCUCUGCUGUCUGGCUUUGCUUCGAGCGCUCCUACGGCGGGUUUCUUGCCGGCCGUGUCAUCAUGGGCUUUGGUGCCGGUGCUGCCGAGACAAUCGCCCCCAUCACCAUCGCCGACAUCUUCUUCCUCCACGAGCGAGGUACAGUCAUGGCUUUAUACAGCUCCUUUCUCGCUGUCGGUGUAGCCAUCGGUCUCAUCAUCUCAGGCGUCAUCACAAUCGACCACCACUGGCGUGUAAUCUUCCAAGUCGCCUCCGCCCUCGUCGGCCUCGUCCUCCUCAUCGCAUUCUUUGCCUUUCCCGAAACAGCCUACAUCCGUGAGACCCCUCCCAACAGCGACGACUCCUCCUCCACCGGCACCCCCAACCAACGCUCCUCCACAGAAAAGAACCCAACUGCCACCAUCUCCGACCCUGAGUCCCGCCGUGUUGGCAGUUCCCCCCUCCCAAAGAAAGCCUCCUACCUCUCCACUCUCAAAAUCUUCCACGGGACUAUCACCCACGAGUCAUUCUUCAAACUGACCGUUCGUCCCCUCGGUCUGAUUUGCCUCCCCCCUGUCCUCUGGGCUGCCCUUGUUGAAGCCGCCACCAUUGGGUUUCUGGUUGCUAUGACAUCCAAUGUUGAGAUCGCCUACGAAGCAACCUACAGAUUCAAGUCAUGGCAGGUAGGCGUCUGCUUUGUCUCUGCUUUGGUCGGUUCGCUGGCAGGUAUACCGCUUGGUGGAUGGUGGGGAGACAAAGUAGCGGAUUACUUCACCAAGAGAAACAACGGGAUUAGAGAUCCGGAAAUGAGACUGCCGGCGAUGAUACCUGCCAUGAUCACCGCGCCGUUGGGGCUGGUGAUUUUUGGGGUGGGGAUUGAGAAGGGCUUGCAUUGGAUGGUGCCGAAUUUUGGGAUUGCGUUGUUGAAUUUUGCUAUUGUUCAGGGAACGAAUGUGGCGCUGGUGUAUGUCAUUGAUGCUUACCGGCCUGUGGCAGGGGAGAUCACACUUGCGGUCAUGGGAUUCAAGAGUUUGUUUGGGUUUUUGCUGUCGUUUUAUACGAAUACUUGGGUGCAGCAGGCGGGCUAUUUGAAUGCGUAUGGGACGAUGGCGGCGAUCUCGGCGGCGGUGUUGGUUUGCUGGGUGCCGUUGUAUUUCUGGGGGAAGACGAUUAGGCAUGUUACUUGGGGCUGGCCGGUGAUUGGGUAUAUUCAUUGGAGUGAGGAUCGGGAGGUUGGUGAGUGAGUGCUUUCCAGACAGCAGAUCAGGUACCUGCGUACAAAGGGGCCGGGAGCAAUGUCGUUUCUAAAAUAUGUGGUUUGGAUUCAGUAGCUUCGAGCUUAAGUAGGUAAACAAGGUUGACUGAGUAUGGCCGAUGAAGUUAUUCUCUCAUUCAACUCGACAAGUUGGUGGUGAAGUUGAAGCUUGCUUAAGGUAGUGAACUCAUGCCUUUCCG